Molecule: messenger RNA, 1998 nt
Organism: Eremomyces bilateralis CBS 781.70
Lineage: Eukaryota; Fungi; Ascomycota; Dothideomycetes; Eremomycetales; Eremomycetaceae
Exons: 1
Coding region: 316-1659 (447 amino acids)
Biological process (GO): mitotic DNA damage checkpoint signaling; protein phosphorylation
Cellular component (GO): cytoplasm; nucleus
Molecular function (GO): protein serine/threonine kinase activity; ATP binding
Source: RefSeq, a predicted model, not a curated record
CGGAUGGGCUAGUUACGAAUCUCGGAUCCUUUCGCUGUGCCUACAAUCCGGAUUAAUCCCGGACCUGGUCUGACGAGGUCGAAAAACAUGGGGAAGCGAGCUCUCGUGCCUUGAAUCCUUCAGGAAUUUGCCGUUGCGCCCACUGCGUUUGAUAUCCUGGUUACCUACUGACUAUUCAUCAAGUUCGAUUCUUAAGUCCUUCGCAUAUAGUUAUUUGUUUGUUCUUCGCCUUCAUGUUAAAUUAUCGAGCAGUUAUGAUCUCUGCGUCUUUAAUCACAGCCUAGGAAGUCUGUCGGUGCCUCAGUCGCUACCAUUAUGACCGUCAAAGGUCUGACUCAGAUCCCGCAUCUUCAUCUUCGAUCGUAUCACUACCUCGGCCGGCGAAGAAGGAUUGCCAUUCUAGUUAUUGGCGCUUUGGUCCUAAUUACGCUCUUUUCCCCAGCUGUUCCCCAGCUGAGGGGAUACCCGCUGAAAUGGCUCCCGACAAGCUUCGAGUCGUUGCACGAGAAUCUGGAAAACCUCGCGCUACCACAUCCAUUCCGUUUUUGGUCGGGCGGCGAGGAUGGUCUAGAUGUGGACGGCCGGUAUCUGUUCCAGAAGAAUUUAGCGGCCGGGCAGGAGGGGAGCAUUGGAUUAUAUUGGGACAAGGAAACUGAUGAGACGGUUGCCAUCAAGACGUUCACCAGCCGGCAUCGAAACCCCAUUCCGCUCGAGAUCCAGGAACGUUUUAUGACCGCGACGGCUCAGAUUUCGCACUGGCCUACCGAGAUCGAAGCUGGACUUCUGCUCUCUCAUCUAUACCGGUCGUCUCCCCCAGAUAUCAUUGACGGCUCGUCGCCCGCGGCGGUUCCCUUCACGACGCCUCGUGAUUACUUCGUCAUCGAAUAUCCAUAUCGAUACCCAGCGAAAUCCCCGGUCUGGCAUAUGGUGACUUCAUAUCUUCCCAGCGGCUCCCUCAAGCAGUUCAUGAGGACAGCCCGCUCCCGAGACCGGUCGAUGUCCAUAUCGGAAUACGAGCGACUGCUCCGUUCGACCGUGUUCAAAGAUCUGUUCUCGAACCUCCAGUGGCUACACGACACAGGCUACUGCCACAAUGACAUUAAGCCGUCCAACAUCUUCGUCGAGGCCGGAUUCUCCGAGGACGAGGACAUCCCAAGCCGCCUCCUACUCGGCGACCUCGGCAACGUCCGCGAGAUCGAUCAUCCGUAUUACAGGUCGACGAUCUGGGGACCGGAGAGGAACCAGUGGGUCGAUUGCAUCGCGAACGACGUGCGGCGGUUGCUAAAGAGCUAUCUGUUCUACUUGCGGGAGACCGUCGAUCGCGACUGGUUUGAUUUCGAGCUGUAUGCCGAGCGCGAGGAGUGGAGCCGGCUGUACUGGAGCUUUAUCAGGAGUCCUGGCGAUGUGCGCCAUUUGAGAAACCUAGAGCGAGAUAUCCAAUCGCCUUCUCUAAUUUUCUCCGCAAAAUCCUUUGCCGAGCCUGAAAGCGAUGUCGACCUCGAUCAACUCUCUUUGCGAGAAAGAGAAAUUCUCGACGCAUCGGUUGCUCGAGAGUUGAAAUGCAACAGCCUUGGAAUCAAUUUCCUCGACUGGUGGCGACUCGGUGGUUUCUGGCAGCCGUACGUGCUGGAAGAUAACAGUCGAAGGAGGCAUAUUUGAAUGGGAGGCAGCCAUAUUAUUUGGAGGCCAUCCUUUUCAGGCCUCGUGAGAUGUUUCUCUCAGUAUGAAUACCUUGAAUACUCCCUAGCAUAUCACUUUGGUUAGUCAUGCCUUCAGCCGUCUAAGCAGCACUAGCAGGCGAGUUGAUAUGGGGUUUUCCAUUCGAUUCCUGGGGUAUUCAAGGGACAUGAGAUGUCAGGCUCAUACAUGGUAACCACGAUGUCUCCGGAGUGGAUACGACGCAAUGCACGGCAGAUUUCAAUUUGCUCUUCCCUCACGAAACCUUUCUUCCAAGCCAACUGCUUCUCAUCUUGAGGAGGUCUUCGUGGCAUGGAUGGA